This is a messenger RNA of Helobdella robusta, 366 nucleotides long. RefSeq lists its product as hypothetical. Gene Ontology annotation, biological process: negative regulation of delayed rectifier potassium channel activity; neuronal action potential. Lineage: Eukaryota; Metazoa; Annelida; Clitellata; Rhynchobdellida; Glossiphoniidae. Gene Ontology annotation, molecular function: transmembrane transporter binding. The record is from RefSeq and is a predicted model, not a curated record. Gene Ontology annotation, cellular component: membrane; axon initial segment; synapse. The transcript is spliced from 3 exons. Bases 1 to 366 code for a protein of 121 amino acids.
AUGGAUUUACGCCAUUGCACAUUGCAUGUCAUUAUGGAAGUCUUGAAGCAGCCCAAUAAUUCCAUUACUCCUUUGCAUGUGGCUGCCAAAUGGGGCCACGAAAAGCUGAUUAUUUUAUUACUUGAAAGUGAAGCAAAUAUUGAAAGUAAAACAAAGGAUGGAUUGACGCCAUUGCAUUGCGCCUCUCGUUUUGGUAAAAGUAAUGUCAUAACCGCACUCAUUGAAAGAAAUGCUAAGAUAAAUGCGCAGUCCAAAAAUGGAUUAACACCUUUACACAUGGCUAUACAAGGAGAUUUUGAUGAUUGUAUUCAGUUACUUUUAAACUACGGUGCACCAAUAGAAGAUACUACAGUGGUCAGUUGUUAA